Molecule: messenger RNA, 258 nt
Organism: Cylicostephanus goldi
Lineage: Eukaryota; Metazoa; Nematoda; Chromadorea; Rhabditida; Strongylidae
Source: the annotation of a GenBank genome assembly
AUGACUAUGCUAUCACGCGUGUCGAAGUCCAAAACAGUUCGAGAACCUCCAAAACCGUCAACCUCAACAAAUCCAUCGAAGAGGCAUCGAGAGCGGCUAAAUGGAGAACUGGAAACAGUGGCCGCUCUGCUACCGUACGAUGCAGCCACCAUCAGCCGGCUGGACAAGCUGAGCGUUUUACGAUUGGCUGUCAGCUACCUGCAAGUCAAAGCGCAUUUUCAUGCCGUUUUGAAAAUUGAUGUGAGGCGAAAAAUAUAA